AUGGUACCUUCAAGGAGAAUCCUCGUCACUCUUGCGCUGGUGGCAGCUCCCUGGCCUCCUCAAGUUCUGGCCUCGUCAACCGAUUCAUACGACUACAUCAUUGUCGGCGCCGGAACAUGCGGACUUCUCUUGGCAAACCGCCUCUCGCAAGAUGCCAACUAUACCGUUGCCAUUAUUGACCCCGGCGCCGAUGAGCGCGAUAACCCAAAUGUCGUGGAUCCGCUUGGAUGGCUGGGCUUGACUGGGACGUCGGUGUACUGGAACUACUCGAGUAUUCCUCAAGAGAAGCUUGGUGGAAGGGUGCUUGAGUACGAUGCAGGUAGAGGUAUAGGGGGGACAAGCUUGAUAAAUGGAAUGACCUACAUCCGAGGCGACAAAGCUCAAUUCGACGCCUGGGAGCAACUCGGAAACCCAGGCUGGAACUGGACCACCAUGCUCAAACACUUCAAGAAGAUUGAGCAGUUCUUCCCCCCUCUGCCGUGGCAAGAGACUGCCGGUGCUCUCUACGAGGACGAGUAUCACGGGACCUCUGGCGAGAUGCACGUCGGAUUCAACCCGGCCCUCCUCAGCGGCUCAUUCUACGGCGACGUGAAAGCGUCCUGGGCGGCUUUGGGACAAACCUUGAAUAGAGAUGCGAGCAGCGGAGACACAGCUGGGUUCGACGUUUGGCCUCAGACGCUGGAUCCCGUCAAGAAUGUACGGUGGGAUGCUGCUACAGCGUUUUAUUGGCCUGUGCAAGAUAGACCAAACUUGGCACUGCUCAAUGGCACGGUUUCUAGGAUUCUGUGGAAGAAUGACGAAGCCGACGUGCCUGAAGCCUCAGGGGUAGAGUACCUGACUCCAGACGGGAACAUCAAGACGGUAAACGCCAGGAGAGAGGUCAUCUUAUCCGCAGGGGCACUACGUACGCCGCUGAUUCUGGAACUAUCUGGUAUUGGCAAUCCGAGCAUCUUGAACGGCUUGGGCAUCGAGACGGUUGUCAACUCUCCAGGAGUGGGCGAGAACUUGAUCGACCAGUCCAACGUGGCCUUGACGUACUCGACGAAAGAGUCGUUCCCCGGCUAUGCACCGUAUGCCACGUUUGUCAAUGCCACAUCUCUCUUUGGCGACGGUGUCGAGGCUCUGGCUGCUUCAACCAAGAAGAGCCUUCCCAUCUGGGCCCAGCAGAUUGCCGCUCAAACGAAUGGAGUUAUAAGCGCCAGGGCCAUUGAGCAUCGACUCCAAGUCCAGCACGACCUCAUCUUCAAAAAGGGCGUCACCAUUGCCGAAAUCCUUUCCAGCGCGAGCGGCACCACAGCCAUCUCAGCAUACUGGGACACUCUCCCGUUCAGCCGCGGGAGCGUCCACCUCAGCUCAGCCAACGACAUCAACACUCCCGCAAUCAACCCAAGAUUCUUGUCCGUCGACUUUGAUCUGGCCGUCCAAGUCGCCGUCGGCCGCCUCGCAACAAAGUUCUGGACCACGGCCCCCAUAUCCGCCGUCAUCGAGGCCAGAGUCGAUCCCAACUCCACGAUCCUCCCGGACAACGCUACCGACGCUCAGUGGGAGGACUUUACGAGGAGCAGCUUGAUAUCGAACUCUCAUUCCCUGGGGACGGCGGCGAUGAUGAAGCGCGAAUGGGGCGGUGUGGUGGACUCGCAGAUGAGGGUUUACGGCACGGGCAACGUGAGGGUGGUGGAUGCCUCUGUGUUACCGAUGCAGGUCAGCGGACAUCUUACGGCGACGCUGUACGCGGUUGCGGAGAGGGCGGGGGAGAUGAUUGUUGGCGAUCGCAGUGGUUUGUGA
Molecule: messenger RNA, 1785 nt
Organism: Trichoderma reesei QM6a
Lineage: Eukaryota; Fungi; Ascomycota; Sordariomycetes; Hypocreales; Hypocreaceae
Product: glucose oxidase
Exons: 2
Coding region: 1-1785 (594 amino acids)
Molecular function (GO): oxidoreductase activity, acting on CH-OH group of donors; flavin adenine dinucleotide binding
Source: RefSeq, a predicted model, not a curated record